CGGAAAACUGUACUUAAAGGAAUAUUACACAUAAAUCUGGUUUAUUUUCAGAAACAUUUAAUACAUUAACUAUGGAAUUAUAUAUAUAUUGUCUGCUGCUCUCCUUUGUUCGGGGUCAUCAUGACGAGAUUAUAUCAGGAAUUACAACCAAUGAAGAUAUAACACUUACAUGUUCGAAUAAGCAUAGCCGUAAAUUCUGCCAAUGGCAACUUGCCACAUCACAAGGUACAUUUGUAGACAUUGCUGCAAGCAUCAAACAUCAAAAUCAAGCAACAACAAUAAUGACAAUUAAAUCGUUUAGCAUUGCUGAUCGUGGAUCAUACCGUUGUAAAUGUUAUGAUAAGUCUGGAAGAUUCAAAUACAGCUCCAGUAUUACAAUUGAAAUAGCAGAUGUGCAAACAAAAUAUCGUUUACACUGUGGACAUGCUGGAACAGAUUAUAUAUGGAAAAGAAAAGCGAACUCUCAUUAUAAUCGAAUCUAUACAAACAAAAAAUACAUCACCAACACAACGUCUGAUAUACUAAUAGUAAAGAACGUUUAUUGGGAUGAAGAGGGUAUAUACAGAUGUACACAUUAUCAUAGUGGAUGGCAUGAUGUGGAUUAUUAUCUAGUUGUUAAAGAUAUUAGGGUCCCAAUGAUGUAUAUUCCAACGUCUACGUAUCCUGCUAAGAUCGGGGGAAAUAUUCUUUUAAAGUGUACGGUUCGUCAAACAUUACCACAAACAACAGAAGUUUGGUGGACACUCGUCAACAGUAGAGGCAGACAGGUUUUACAAGGUUCAGAAGGACAAAAAUAUCAAGGAGGAACAUUAACAAAUCCUAGUCUUAAGAUAUUAAAUGUAACCGAAAGAGAUUCUGGUGAAUAUAAGUGUCAUGGUAAAAACAAACAUGGUGAAACCUCUGUAGCUACGCAGCUAAUAACUGGAAAUAAACCACGACCUCCUAAAACAGGAAGAUCCAUCAAUACUGUUAGGGAAGGCAUGGCUGUGACUUUGUCCUGUACACCCCAUGUUUCGGAUACUGAUUUAACAGUUUUAUGGUGGCAAAUUAAGUGGUUUGGUGAACGGUUUAACAGUAUUAAUUAUUACAAGAAUAAAUACAGCGGAGGAAACUUGUUAAUGCCAAAUCUAACAAUAAAAACAGUAUAUCACCAAGACGAAACAGAAUACAGAUGUAAUGUGGCUAACAGUUUUGGAACAUCAUAUGUGGAUACAAAAGUAAAAAUAGGAAGUUCUCCAACUGUGAGAGUCAAAGCAAGUGUUUACAGUCCUGUCAGAGGAGAAACAAUUAUUUUAGUCUGUAAUUUUAACAAUGCUGAUAAAAUCUGGUGGAAACGAAUAGAAAACGGACAGGAAAAACCAGUAGACACUACCAGAACUUCAGGAGAAUCAACUCAGUCAUUGACAGUACAUAAUGUAGAACAGCAGGAUGAUGGGGAGUAUAGAUGCUAUGGGUCUAACGAUAUUUCAUCCACAAGCGGUAUUAUAAAUUUAGUAUCUGGAUACAUACCACUUGUCACUACGACCAGAACAACGGUUAAGGGUAAUAAAGGAGUUGAUACAGUUCUACCUUGUUCUCAUGAUUCCAAUCCAAAACCGAAAGAUGUUUAUUGGACAAAGAACGGUUUCAACAUUUCUGCCUAUAUGUCGACGAAAUAUAAUGGAAGUACCAUUGAAUUUCCUUCAUUAGUUAUUCAUGAUACUGAAAAGAGUGAUUCCGGGACUUAUAUUUGUUCAGUGUCCAAUAAAUUAGGCAUUGGAUACAGUAAACCACUACAACUUCUAAUAAGAGAACGAGGUGACAGUGCAAUUGGACUGCACUUUAAUAGUAGGCCGAUGUCUUCUGUAGCAGCCGAUGAUCGUCAUUCAUCUACUAGACCCAUAGUAGCAGUUGAUGCUGAAUACCAUAAUGUAUCAGAUGUAACUAGUACAUGUAUUAGGGUGGAGGACCUAAAAACGUAUAUUCAGAAAAGACAAAGACAUGAAGAACUUAAAAAAGAAUAUAAGAGCAUACCGAACAUAGCGGAACAUCCUACUACUCAUGCACAGACAAAGGAUAAUAUGCCGAAAAACAGAUUUAAAACAACAUUUCCAUAUGACCAUACAAGAGUCAUACUGAAAUCCGACGGAGGAUCCGAUUAUAUUAACGCAAACUAUAUUGAUGGGUUUGAAAAAGAAAGAUGCUAUAUUGCGAGUCAAGGUCCAGUCAAAAACACAGUUGCAGAUCAUUGGAAAAUGAUAUGGCAGGAAAAUAUUCAUCAAAUUGUCAUGGUAACAAACUUGGUGGAAGGUAUAAAGACUAAAUGUGAACAAUACUGGCCUUGUGGUGGUAAACAAAUGGUCCAUGGAAAUCUGAUCAUCCGUCUUACUGCUGAAAAGGAAAGAACAGCAUAUGUCACAAGAGAAAUAACAAUUGAAGACAAAAAGAGUGGCAAAAAACGUUAUGUGACGCAGUACCAUUUCACAGCUUGGCCAGAUCAUGGAACUCCAGAUCCACUGUAUCUUGUACUGUUUCACAGACAUGUGAUGUCUGAUUCUAAAGCUGGACAUGCAGGACCUCUGUUAGUUCAUUGCAGUGCUGGUAUUGGGAGAACAGGAACUUACAUUGCUCUUGACGCUCUGUUGGAGGAAGGACGUACUACAGGAUUUGUUGAUAUUUUCAAAUUUUUGAAGAAAAUGAGAUACAGUCGAAUGAAUAUGAUCCAAACCUCUAAUCAGUACGUGUGUUUGCACUAUGCCCUACUUGAGGCUUUCACUAUGAAAGAUACAAAGAUUCGUAAAGACGAGUUCAGUCAAGUAUGGCAGAGUAUACGGACUGAUCAAAAAGCACUCAAUCAUCAAAGGCUUAACAAAGAAUUUAAGGAACUCGAACAACAUGUAGGAGAAACAAAAGGUUUGUCACCCUCAAUGUUAAAUGCGACGAAGGAUGAUCAGAAUCAAAACCAAUAUAAUGCUGCAAUGAGUACAACAAACUUAGCCAAAAACAGAAACAAAGAUGUUCUACCCAUGGACGAUAAACGGGUUUAUCUUGUAUCCUAUGGGAAAGGAAGAUCAGAUUAUAUCAAUGCAGUUCAAGUACCUUCUUACACCAAGUUUGUUGGAUACAUUACCACACAGCUACCAUUACCGGAUACUAAGUUAGAUUUCUGGACAAUGAUACGAGAUCACAGCUCUUCAACUAUUGUACUGAUUAUUAACAAGGCAAACGAAGCUGACUUUGUGUACUCACAAUCGGGUGAUGAUUUGACUAUUGGUCCAUUCGGUAUAAAGAUAUCCGCACGACAAAAAGGCGAAAAUGACAUCACAAAGAUAACCAUGGUUCUCUCUAGAAAGGAUGACAAGCCGAGACAAGUAGUAUUGUUUCAAGCCAUCUGUAAUAGUACACCUGACCCUGCUGUACUCGGUAAACUUGCUGACCUUAUUUCAACACGUGCAACUAUAUCAAAUGAUCCGAUUACAGUUGUAAGCAGUGACGGCGCCAAGAAUUGUGGAUUGUUUUGUGUUCUCACUAAUGCUGUCUCCAGUAUGCAGAUUGACAACAAUGCAGACAUCUUCCAACUUGUUAGACUUCUACAACUGAGACGUCCCGAGUUUUUCACAGACUUUGAGGAAUACAAAAGAUGUUAUGAAGCUUUGCAAGUUCACCUGGAGUCUGCAAAUGUGUAUGCUAAUUUCUAGUCUAGCACAAAUGCAUGUAAAACAGAGAAAAAAACGAAGUGUAUUGUGUCAGAGAUUAUCAAUUGUCUAUUUGUAAAUAUUGCUGCAUACACUCUGCACAUGUUGUGAAGUGAUGCGCGUUGUAUUGUGAUAUAUUGUGUAUUGACAUUUUCCUCUAUGUGAAUGGAGCUGUGCCUUGCUCGGCAGAACUAAGUUAUCAGAUUACAAAUAACAGUUGUUUUACUACAGCCAAAUGGCAAACUGUUGAACGUUGAUACUCGAUGUUUUAUUUUUUUGUAGUUGUAUUGGUAUUUUGUUAAGCAAUUUCAUAUUAUUUGUCAAAAUUGAUCGUAUUAUAUGCAGCAACAACAAUGUUUAAAUAAAUGAAAGAGAGUCAAAUCAAGUAUUAAGCUAAUGACAUCAUCAACCAUUUAUCUUAAAUUAUUUAAGUCUUUUAAUAAAAAUCGUUAGUCCUUAUUGCUUCAUUUAGACAUUUUCAAAUAAAAUGUAUUAACAUUGUUGAUGUACCAGUUUUUACACAGAACAAAAUUGCAAUGUUUAUGUAAAUAUCUAUUAAGAUCUGAAUUUUACGAUACAUUACCUUUGAUUUCGCUUAGAAUUAUUGCUAUACAAUGAUUGGUUAAAUUUUUUCAUUUUCAAAUAGUAUUUACUUAAAUCAAGUACGCCAGUCCAACAAUUAUUUGCUUGAUUUCAAUGGACAAGAGUAUCAGCUAAGCACACAUACUUUUUAUGCCCCACCUACGAUAGUAGAUGGGCAUUAUGUUUUCUGGUAUGUGCGUCCGUUCGUCCGUCCGUUCGUUUGUACGUUCGUC
Mytilus trossulus (common blue mussel) is the source of this 4489-nucleotide messenger RNA. RefSeq names its product receptor-type tyrosine-protein phosphatase alpha-like. Bases 72 to 3677 code for a protein of 1201 amino acids. Lineage: Eukaryota; Metazoa; Mollusca; Bivalvia; Mytilida; Mytilidae. The transcript has 24 exons. Gene Ontology annotation, biological process: protein dephosphorylation. The record is from RefSeq and is a predicted model, not a curated record. Gene Ontology annotation, molecular function: protein tyrosine phosphatase activity.